Molecule: messenger RNA, 1343 nt
Organism: Thlaspi arvense
Lineage: Eukaryota; Viridiplantae; Streptophyta; Magnoliopsida; Brassicales; Brassicaceae
Source: the annotation of a GenBank genome assembly
AUGUCAUUUGUAUCGAUCAACAUGGAAGGACACGAUCUUGGUACUUUGUUGCCCACAUCGAUUUCGUUACACAAACUUGCACUAGGGAAAUCCAACCAAAACAUUACUGUCCGUCUUUUGCGUUCUUGGAAAGAUACUCUUAUCCAAGCUUCAAUCUACCACCGACGUAUCCACAGAUUCAAAAGUCUACUUAAAGACGGAAACCUUUAUUUCUUGAGCGACUUUGAAGUAGUACCCAGCUACGGUCACUACAAAAUCACAGACAGCGAGCUCUUAAUCCGGUUUACGGACACCACUCAGCUUCUUGAAGUACCAGAUGAUGCCAUAGCAAUCAAAGAAGAGAAAUUCAGAUUGCACACAUACUCGGAACUUGAAGCUCUGGCUGACACCAACUUACAGUUAGUUGAUAUAGUGGGACAAAUAAUACAAGUGCAAGGAUCGAAUCUUGAAGACUCCACCUCGACACAAAAGAUCGUUGUUGGUCUCCUAAUACAGAAUGGAGUGAAAAUUCGAAUCACAUUAUGGGAUGGCCAAUCUUCUGCAUUCCGCCAACUUUUCAGAAACACCAAGCGCAAGUGUAGUGUGAUUGUAAUGACUUCUUUGAACCCGAAAAAGUUUGCAGGAAAACUGCAACUAAGCUCCAGCGGAUCAACCAAGUUUUAUAUUGACUACGGCUUAGAAGUUGUCAAAACAUUCAUGGGAAGCUUGGGGAUUAAAGAUGGUGAUUCUGAUGUGGCAACUGUUGACGAGGAGAGGAGAAUGACAAACAGGAAAUUAAAUAGGACUGAAACAUCACUGCAAUGUUACAAUUGCAGCGACGAAGAUGCCAUUGGAAUUCUGAGAUUCAGGGUAGAAAUAGAAGUACAAUGUGGCGUUGCAACCACCAAGUUUGUCUUGUCUGACAAAGAUGUUCGAAAGCUUACAAACACUACUGCUGAAGAUAUUAUAGCUUCGCAGCUCGAUUUUCAGAAACCGGAUGAGAAGGACGAAAAAGAAGAAAACCAGAGUCCUGACUUGAUUCCAGAGUGUCUUCGUCGUUUGAUUGGCAAAACUAUGGAAUUCCAAGUGAAGAUAACAAAAUACAACUUCAGGACUUCGUUACAAACAUUCACAGUUACGAGAGUUGUGAGUGAAAAGCCAGAGGUAACUUCUGCGGAUACAAUCCAAACCAUAGAGGGUGGUCAGACUAGCGAAGGAGAAGAACAUGUGUCCGAUGAAAAGCUAAUCAUGGUUGAGAUAAAGACAGAAAAUAGCGAGGAAUUACUGGACUUUGAAAAUGGAGUUGGACAUCUUGCUAAAAAGAAACGAACUAUGUGAUAGUUGGCUGCAGCUAUGAAAAGCGG